AUGGGCUCGCAUGUGGAAGACCGUGUCGCCAUUCUGGUCGGAGCUACGUCCGGCAUGGGAAUUGACAUUGCGCAAGAUCUGGCAGCACGCGGAUGGAAGGUUGCAUGUGUAGGUCGACGGCGUGAGGCUGGUGAGGCCCUCCUCAAGACCAUCCCAGGCGAGAAUGCCCGCUUCUUCCCAGCGGACGUCUCCAACUACGAGGAAUACGCGAACGUCUUCCGCGAAGUCCGCAACCUCUGGGGCCGCAUCGAUGCACUGUGCGCCAAUGCUGGCAUCGUCGAUACCUCAUCGGUGUAUAUAUACGACUGGAAGAACAAGAGCGUCGAUGAUGUCCCGCCAGCCCCUGACUUGAGCGUCGUGGAUACCAACUACAAGGGGGUAGUGUACGGGACCCAAUUGGCAACGCAUUUCAUGAGACAUAAUCCUGUCCCUGGUGGUCGCAUUGUCAUCACGGGGAGUAUUGGAGCAGUCUUUCCCCACAGGACGUAUCCUGUGUACUGUGGCACCAAGGCGGCCGUCAACCACUUUGUGCGCGGCAUGGCUCCACUCCUCAAGCAGAAAGAGAACAUCCUGAUCAAUGUCGUGAUGCCCGGAAUCGUGGCUACUCCAAUUGUUCCGCCGGAGAUGAUUGCGGCCGUUACCCCUGAAUGUAUCACCCCCGUUGAAACCGUCCUGAAGGCGUACCAGGUCUUCCUGGAAGACACGACGGGAAUGGCCGGCGAGAUCCUCGAGUGUUCUGCACACAAACUGAUCUACUACAGGCUGCCCGAAUACGGCAAUGGAGCCAUCACCAAACGGGCCGUCACGGUGUGGGAACCGCUGUUCCGCAUGAUGCACGGCGAGGACUCGCAGCUUCCAGAUGCGAUUCCAUGA
Aspergillus calidoustus is the source of this 873-nucleotide messenger RNA. The record is from the annotation of a GenBank genome assembly. Lineage: Eukaryota; Fungi; Ascomycota; Eurotiomycetes; Eurotiales; Aspergillaceae.